UCGGGCGGUGUGUUUACAGGAGACGGGGCUGUGGGAGCUCGGUUCCCUCUUGUCGGGUCUGUCCCCGGGAGGGAGAAGAAGCAUCUUCCAUCUCUCUCUCUCUCCUCCAGCUCUGGGUUGUGGAAGGAGAGGCCGGUCGAGGAGGAGCCGGAGCCGCCUUCUGGCUGAAGCAGCGGCCGUCGGGGUUUUGAAAAAAAAUAAAUAACUCAUAAAAAGAGCCGUCAAACAGCAGCUGAUCCACCACCCCCUCCUGUCACCCCACCCCCUUCACCCCCACCCUUUCAUCACUUCCCUGCCCCUUCACCCUCCACAUCAACUAUCCCCAGCCUCCUAAAAAGCUUUAAAAAAAAGCCGAAGCAACGGGGGAGAAAGGAGGCAACGGGAAGAUGUUGGCCCUCUUUAACAAGCUGCUGGACUGGUUCAAGUCCCUCUUCUGGAAGGAGGAGAUGGAGCUGACCCUGGUGGGGUUGCAGUACUCGGGCAAGACGACGUUUGUCAAUGUGAUAGCGUCUGGACAAUUCAGUGAAGACAUGAUACCAACAGUCGGAUUCAACAUGAGAAAAAUUACCAAAGGAAAUGUUACCAUCAAGCUCUGGGACAUUGGCGGGCAGCCUCGAUUUAGAAGCAUGUGGGAACGUUACUGCAGAGGAGUCAGUGCAAUUGUCUACAUGGUGGAUGCUGCAGACCACGAGAAGACAGAAGCUUCAAAGAAUGAACUGCAUAAUUUAUUGGAGAAACCACAGUUGCAAGGCAUCCCGGUGCUAGUUCUUGGGAAUAAGCGAGACCUACCUGAGGCAUUGGAUGAAAAGGAACUGAUAGAAAGAAUGAACCUGUCUGCUAUCCAAGAUCGUGAAAUCUGUUGCUAUUCCAUCUCCUGCAAGGAAAAGGAUAACAUAGAUAUAACACUACAGUGGCUCAUUCAACAUUCAAAGACCAAACGCAGCUGAGAACAAGGAUGUUGAUUUCUUAAUCACCCAGGACCUGCCAUAGUUAACCCUGACCUCUUUCCCUGGAAAGAAAGUUUAGAAAGCUGUCCAACAACACUGAGGUCAAAUUAAAGUUUUUAUCACAAGAGAGUGUACAAUAUUAUUUUGCACUUUUUUAUGUUUUUAUAUAAUUAAGCUAAGUUACUAAAUCUGAUUAUGAAAUUAAUAAUUUACCCGCUGUCAGUUUGAAAAGGGUUUUGUUAUUGUAUAAAUGGGAUGUUUUUAUUUUUAAUAUGCAUGCUUUUAAAGCCCCAUUGUAGGAAGGAACUCCUUUUAUCAGGAUGCUACAGUUGUUGCUGUUGAGGAAGCACGUUUACAUUCCAUUGCAUUAACUGAGCAUGCUCAGGGGAUUUAUGCAGUGGACAAUUGUUAUAUUGAGUAAAUAUGCAUUUACUUCAUUACUCCACCUAACAAGCCCAGUCUUGUUAUUUGGACCUCAAUAACAAUUGUGGGUAGUCUGGAGCUACUUGAAAAAGUGAUUGCAUUUUUAUAUAUUAAAAAGAAGUCAAUGAAGUCAUCUACAGAGAAGCCAUAUCUCUUGUAUCUUUAAUUGUAAGAUGUUCUAAAUGUCAAUACAAAAGAACCCAUCCGAUGAAUGCCUGUUGCUGGAAAAUGAUGGAGAGAGAUGAUGUAUGGUCAUAAUAUAAUCUACCAUGUACAUUUAAGGUGUUGAAGGUUUUACCAGUUCAUUACAAGAAAACUUGCAGCGCCUAGGAAACUAGGAAUUAGUAUUUGCAAAUGCCGGAUAUCUGGUUUGAAUAUGUACUUAAUCAUCCUAAGUUGCUAAAUGAUGUCAUUUACAAGAUCUGCUAUUUGGAGAAAAUAUUACAGAGAAUAACAUAGCCUUAAAUUAAAGUAUUUAGUUUACUGCUCCAUAGUGGUACUAUAAAUCAAAGCAUGUUAUUCAGUUUGUCAUUUUCAAUAAUAUCAAAUGGUGGACAGUGACACUGAAUUGUGAUUCAGAGAGGUGCGAUUUGGUUCAUCGUGCCUGCACCAGCUCUCUGAGGAAGUCUAAGGUGUGGUUUGGUAUCUCUCUCUGUUAUUUGGCACGUAACGUGCAUUGUCACCUUUUUAAGGAUUAGUACUAUCACUAGUCCAAUGAUGUGACUUGAACCAGUUUUCUCUGAUAUCCUUGCCACAUAAAUUAUAUUUGUGCUUAAUAGCUGAAAUCUGAUUCAAAGAUUUUUUUGAUAUGCGUGUAGUUUUUUUAAAAAGCAACAUUAAAGCAUUGAAAUCUACUCAGGAUGGGGAAAUGAGACAAGCUACUAUCCGCUUUUUAAUUUCUCUUGCUUUGUAGCCUGCAUGGUUCCUUAAAUGUUUAAACUGCUGCUGUAUUAAUAGCACAUCUCUAUGGUUGCACAUUGAAGUAGUUUUACUUUUUGACAGGUAACCUAACGGGUGAUGAGCUUGUUCUUUUUUUGUUGUGACUUGCCUUUUAAUAAGUUUACAAUCUGUUUUAAAUUGCAGUUUUGUACAUACAGAUUUAAACCAAAUCGUUGAAAUUUUUAAAACACAAAUUUGUCAUAAAUAUUGUACUAGAUAGUAAUUUGCUUACAUGCUGGUACUUGGUUGUAAAAUCUAAUGGUUAGCAGUGUUUGCUAUUGUAUAAGACAAAUGAUGGACUAAUAGCUUGUUGUAUGUUUUAUCUUGAACUGUGACUGGUUUUAAGUGAAUCCUUUAUCCUGCAGUUUUAGGAAAUCGAUAAAUAAUUGAAGCUAAUGCAUACUGUGUCAUAUAUAAUAGUUUGUUGACUUGUACAGUCAACUUGUCAAAUAAUUGUCCUGUGGGUGAUUGAUGUACUGUUGCUCUUGUCAUUUGAUGAAGCUAAUGCUG
Molecule: messenger RNA, 2819 nt
Organism: Hemiscyllium ocellatum (epaulette shark)
Lineage: Eukaryota; Metazoa; Chordata; Chondrichthyes; Orectolobiformes; Hemiscylliidae
Product: ADP-ribosylation factor-like protein 8A
Exons: 7
Coding region: 387-947 (186 amino acids)
Biological process (GO): anterograde axonal transport; protein transport
Cellular component (GO): lysosomal membrane
Molecular function (GO): GTP binding; GTPase activity
Source: RefSeq, a predicted model, not a curated record